This is a messenger RNA of Ipomoea triloba (trilobed morning glory), 1163 nucleotides long. Its product is annotated as vesicle-associated protein 3-1-like. The record is from RefSeq and is a predicted model, not a curated record. Gene Ontology annotation, cellular component: endoplasmic reticulum membrane; plasma membrane. Gene Ontology annotation, biological process: endoplasmic reticulum membrane organization. The transcript is spliced from 8 exons. The coding region runs from base 143 to 838 and encodes 231 amino acids. Lineage: Eukaryota; Viridiplantae; Streptophyta; Magnoliopsida; Solanales; Convolvulaceae.
GAGACAAACCCGGAUCACCCCCAAAUCUUUCUCGCAAUUUACAAAAUUAGUAAAAAGAAAAAAAGAGAGAAUCGUUUUCCAUUUCGAUCCGCUUCGCACCUUCACUUGCUCUUCGAAUGAAAAGAAUUAGCAGAAAGUAGACAUGAGCACUGCACAAAUUCUUACCAUUGAACCAUUAGAACUCAGAUUCCCAUUCGAACUGAAGAAGCAGAUCUCUUGUUCGCUUCAGCUAUCCAAUAGGAGUGACAAUCAUGUCGCCUUCAAGGUUAAGACAACGAAUCCGAAAAAGUAUUGCGUUCGUCCCAAUAUCGGGAUUGUUUUGCCUCGGUCCACUUGUGAUGUUAUAGUGACUAUGCAAGCGCAAAAGGAGAUGCCUCCAAACCUGCAAUGCAAGGAUAAGUUUUUAGUUCAGAGUGUAGUUGCAACUCCUGGUGCAACUCCGAAAGAUAUUACUGGAGAAAUGUUUAAUAAGGAGGCUGGAAGCGGAGUUGAAGAAUGCAAGUUAAAAGUUACUUAUGUUCCCCCACCCCAACCACCAUCUCCGGUUGCUGAGGAAUCAGAAGCAGAUUUGUUAACAGAGAAUUGCAAUACGAAUGGUUCCGAGGUUACAAGAUCAUUUAAUGAUACUCAUGACAGUUCUUCAGAGGCAAGACCGCUCACUUCAAAUCUGACUGAAGAAAAGGCUCCAGCAGUGCAACAAAGUGACGCACCUCGUCAACAACUGGAACUCACGAAGCAUGAUGCCAACAAACGUGGUUUUGGUAGCGCUUCCAUCAUGUUUAUCAUCGGUGUUGCCUUGCUAAGUGUAGUUGUGGGUUACUUCCUCAAAAGCUCAUAAGCGCACAGAAGUUCAGCUGUGUCUACUUCCUCCACCACAGUACUGACAAUUACUUCAUGCAUGUUCUUCAUGGAUGACAAGAAGAGGAUAAGAAAGAUACCUUAAAGCUUUGCUGACAUUGUCCAAGUUAGCCGAGCUCUGCAGUGUAGGAACUUGUUUACCAAUGGUGAUAGUUCAUGUUAGGACAUUUUGUUGUGAGAUUCUUAAUUCUUUUAGCAUGUAUUCUUUUUAUUUUGUAUAAUUCAUUUAUAUUUCAUCAUUCUAUAUAUAUGUUUUAUGGCUCAAAAUGGGGCAGUGACAAUAAGAAAUUUAGAAAUCUGCGCAA